GGCCGUAGCACAUUGACAUAGAGCUUCCCCUGAUAGCAGUCCUGCAGACGUCAUGGCCCAGGCUGCACAGACGAACGUCCUCGAUAUCAACACUCCCCUUCGAGUGGAGCACGACAAAAAACGACGACAAUUAAGCAUCCGACUGAACGGAACCUGCCUUACAGGAUGAAUCCACAAAGGAUAUCAUGUUCAUCAACAACAAUGCAUGACCACAAAGUCUGGCCUCCAUUCACUUGGACCUACAGAGCUGAAAUAUUCCUCUAAAAAUCUUUGUGUUCUACAGAAGAAAGUAAGUCAUACAUGUGGGAUGCAUGAGGGUUCCCACGACAGGGCUGUGCUGCUGUAUGAAUAUGUGGGGAAGAAAACAGUGGAUCUGCAGCAUACUGAGGUUCCUGAAGCUUACAGAGGACGAGAGAUUGCCAAACACCUAGCCAAGGCUGCAAUGGAUUUUGUGGUAGAGGAAGACCGGAAGGCCCAUCUAACCUGCUGGUACAUCCAGAAAUACAUGAAAGAAAACCCCCACCCCUAUUACUUGGAGCACAUCAUCCAUUGAGAGCGACAGACAGACAGACAGUGACACAAAAUGAAGAUCUUUCAGUUCUAAUAGGAUGAUUUGGGAUUGCGUGGGAUGGGCAUCCCUAAUCUGGCUAACUGGUCUUGAAACUCCAUAAAAUCAAAAGAUGUAUUUUUUGUUUGCAAGCAAGAGUGAAUGCGAUUAAAGCAGGGAAAAUAUCUGAAACUAUACCAGGCUGUGUAAACGUUUUCUUAGGAACCUUCAUGCCUUAUGGGCUGAGAGAUAACAGUGUGGACAUUGUGGUGGGCAAGGGAUUGCAUCUCCCAGUAAUUUCAGUGGUUUUUGGACUUUCAAGCCAAUGCAGAGAAGUGUAAGAAAACGCCCUUUAUGAGCUCAAAAGUGAUGUUAGACUAAAUGCCUCCCUGGCCAUAUGCCUUCUGAUUUAGCAGUGCUUAUGAGAGAGAUGCACACGUUAUUGCGAUUCGACAUGCACAGACAGUCUCUCAAACCAAACAAAGUGUACAUCCAACCUGGCAUGAAUUUUUAGGGUUCCAGGCUGAUUUUGUGCUUGUUUUGUAUGUGUGUGUGUGUGCGGCUGUGCCUGGUGCAGACAAUGGCCAGUGAGGAGCUCAGUUCUCAAGACAAUUACCCAACCCUUAUAAUUUACUGGGCUGAACCUCUCAAGAUGCAAACUUUAUAAUAACAAUGUGUGCUGCGUGCGUGCACGGUUUAUGAGGACUUUUUUAAGAUUAACAACUGGCAAUUACAAGGGUAUUAUGCUAUAAAUGUGGUUUAUGAGUGUACAUUUCUAGUGUCCCCAUAAUUCAAAUCACUUAAAAAAAAAACAUACUAAACUAUGUUUUAUUGAAAAUGCAGAAGGUUUUUUGUGAGGUUUAGGGGUAGGGUAUAUAAUCUAGUUCGUACAGUAUAAAAAUCAUUAUGUCUAUUAAAGUUCUCACAAUGAUAGCCGCACAAAGUGUGUGUGUGUGAGAGAGUGAGUGUGUGAGAGCAUGAGAGAAAUGUGUUGAAUGAAUGUCAGUGUAAGUUAUUCUCAUAAUUCCCAGGGGUCUCAUUAAAAGUCAGUUGUUGAACUGUCUAGAUCAAUAUUGUUUGCAGGGUAGGCUGCAAACUGAGCAGACUGUGGCAUAUUCUGCCAUGUGACACAAACAUCUCUGGCAAAUUAAUAUCCAUGAUAUUCCUGGUGAUGUUAAUGAAGGUAAUCUUUUUAAGGAAAAUGACUGGACCGUUACAGCACCUACAAAGAUUGUGAUUUAAUACAGCCUAAAGAUGUCUGAAGUUCAUCCAUUUUUACACACUUAUGUACUCUUGCUGUUACUAUUAAUG
Xyrauchen texanus (razorback sucker) is the source of this 1858-nucleotide messenger RNA. RefSeq names its product protein NATD1 (gene natd1). NCBI's taxonomy places the organism in Eukaryota, Metazoa, Chordata, Actinopteri, Cypriniformes, Catostomidae. The transcript is spliced from 5 exons. The record is from RefSeq and is a predicted model, not a curated record. Bases 206 to 553 code for a protein of 115 amino acids.